AGAGCAAGUUUUGGUCCACAUGUGUGGAGGAAGUUUUGAUGUGUAUCUCAUGUUCAGGUUCAAUAAAACCUUUGAUCCUCAGCAUCCUCGGUGGUGACGCCAAGCAGGAGGUGAUUCAGUGCGUGGAAGCCCGUUGCUGCCUUAGAUUUAGGUUUAGAAAUGUUUUGAAGUAAGGAGAGAGCCUGUUCCCAAGCCUUUUUUUUCCCCCUAGAAGUUGCUGUUGAGUUGUAAUUUUCGAAAACCAUCCAUGUCUUACCUUUGCAGUGCCUUGAUUUUGUUCAUUCACUGCGCCUGCGUUUCCGUCUUAGGUACAGGAAGAAGGGAUGGAAUUGGAAGCAAGGAAAUUCAUUUCAGAGACAAAAUAGCUCCCCUCCUCUGUUAUAGCUGUUCCGCUGACAAUACAAACUUUCUUCUUUCAGGUUCUGCAGCAUUCCAGACCUCAAGCACUGAAUCAGGAUGGGAAAAAGACGUUGUGUUCCUCCACUCGAGCCCAAGUUGGCAGCAGGCUGUUGUGGGGUCAAGAAGCCCAAGUUAUCGGGGAGUGGAGCGCAUGGUCACGGGAACCAGUCCGCGACUGUCCCCUGCUCUAGUUCAGGCCCUCUUCAAAACCACCAGCAUGUGGAUGGCAGCAGUGGCCGGGAGAAUGCGUCGGACUUAACUCUGGCACCUGCAAACUCUCCCAUCACGCGAAUGAAUCCCGCUUCGGGCGCGCUGAACCCUCUUCCCCGGCCCAAUGGACCUGCCAGCACCAAGAGCCUGGUGGUGACCGCAGAGAUGUGCUGCUACUGCUUUGAUGUCCUCUACUGUCAUCUGUAUGGCUUCCCACAGCCACGGCUUCCCAGGUUCACCAAUGACCCCUAUCCACUCUUUGUGACAUGGAAGACAGGGCGUGACAAGCGGCUCCGUGGCUGUAUUGGGACCUUCUCAGCCAUGAAUCUUCAUUCAGGACUCAGGGAAUACACGUUAACCAGUGCACUUAAGGACAGCCGAUUCCCCCCCUUGACCCGAGAGGAGCUGCCUAAGCUUUUCUGCUCCGUCUCCCUCCUCACUAACUUUGAGGAUGCCAGUGAUUACCUGGACUGGGAGGUAGGGGUCCAUGGUAUUCGAAUUGAAUUCAUCAAUGAAAAAGGUGUCAAACGUACAGCCACAUAUUUACCGGAGGUUGCUAAGGAACAAGACUGGGAUCAGAUCCAGACAAUAGACUCCUUGCUCAGGAAAGGUGGCUUUAAGGCUCCAAUUACCAGUGAAUUCAGAAAAACGAUCAAACUCACCAGGUACCGGAGUGAGAAGGUGACAAUCAGUUACGCAGAGUACAUUGCUUCUCGGCAGCACUGUUUCCAGAAUGGUGGUCUUCAUGCCCCGCCCCUCUACAAUCAUUACUCCUGACACACGGCUGCACGAGCAGCCCCACCCCCCCGUGGCCACCAAUGGCUACGACAUCAUUGGAGCAGAUGCCUCCUCCUCCUGGUCCAGUUACUUCUAUUACUGCACCAUUUUAUGAUGCUAGCUUCCGUUGCCAAGUCUGCCUCCAGCCGACCGAGGGGAGCGGGGUUACAUUGAAGGAAGCGGAACUUGAGGGGCCCAAGCCUUAUCUCAGCCUUUCCUCAGUACGGGGUUCUGUUGGAUUGGGGCUCCUCCCUGACUAGGAGAAUCACCGUGUGGGUUCAGGAGACCCUGGGCAUGCAGGUGCCUCUGGUGAUUUGCCUCCUGUGUCGGUCGCACCUCAGAAGCUGGAACUGAUGAUCGCGAAGGCUUACCCACCCCCCCGCCCCCCCCGCGGCCUCCCCUGAUUGAGGAGGCAUACUCCCCUGGCAGUCUGGGCAACGGAGACCAACAAGAAACAUUUUUAGGUUGUUUUAAAUUCCUUUUUUUAAACUUCCGGUUUAUUGCGUACCAAGAGUUGAUCACGACCUCCAUGCUUCAUAUGCGGAUGCCAUGUCAGGGCUGAACGUGGCCACCAUGAGUCCUUGGAGGCUCCUGGGAGGCCCACGUCCAGACCGGAAGCCCUCAGGAUGGCGCUGAAGAGCUCAUUGCUGGGUCAACCUCGAAGGCUUUAAUCCUCACCCCGUGCACAGGUGGAUUCCCAGCACUCUUCCUGCACUGUGUCUCCUGGCGCGGCCUGCGGAGGACCGGACUGGGGUGCCCACAGGAGGUCCCCUUUUCCACCCGGCUACCUCCCUCUUGGUGGUAGUGCCUGUAGCUGGUUGAGGCUCCCAGAAGGCACAGGUGUUCAAACAGGUACUGGGGCUGGGCGGUAGGACACGUCGUAGGAGAGACCCAGGGUCUCCAGGUGGGCUUUCUCUUCAGGCAAACAUCCCAAGGGACCUUUGAGCAGAGGAGUCCCUUUGUCUGGUUUGCCUGUAGACGUAAGAAGACUUGAUGUUUCAGGCCUUUACGGGACUUGAGAACAAAGCUGUGUAAUUAAACAAGGUGAAUAUCUGCCUAACAUGCUGGGACUCUUCACCCACCAUGGCAAAGUUCCAAACAGCUCAUUUAUUCUAGGUCAUUCAGACUCACGUGGCACAUCUCCCUCACUGUUGUCGCCGAUUCCAGACAGCCGUCAGCAGGUUUCCCCUCCCUCUUGCCUGUUCUUCACUCGUUUGGUGGCAACGUUCGUACAAGUUGGAGACUUAAAGGAUGCUUUGAAAACACUGUCACAGCGGCACUGCUGAAAUGGUUCAUGAGAAGAGGUGGCUCUUGGAAGGAAGGACCCUCGGGGAUACACUGGUUUUCAACAACAUGCUUAGAGAACUCUUGAAGUGGACUGGGUGUCAACCCAGUGAACACAGUGUUGAUUUAAUUUAUUUUGAAGUCUAUGUGGUGAUGGUGUGGCUUUCCGAAAUGGGCAAUUCAAGUCAAAAGGUCUUUUGAAUUUUCUUCUGCCAGGCAUGGGGAAGGGGGAGCAGGGACCCAGCUGAAGGAACGAUGUGCAUACCACUCUAGGUGCCGUGGCCCCAUUCCGUGGGAGAGGGACAGGGUGAGCAGGUGUGCUGGGCACCAUCUUGUGCCAUCCACAAGGACGUGGAGUGUGCAAGGGUAGCAUGCUGGCAUCCAAACACCCCAUCUUGCUGUGGUGCUGCGUUCUCACGUCCUGCACUCUUCCUGUGCAAGGUUUAUGAAAAAGCUUUUGAAGAUGAAGGGAUUAUUUCGUGAUUUCCUGCUGCUGAGAAUAGUAAAUGUCUUGUUAUAAACGUGAUGAGUUAUUCUUAGGUGCCAUGGGUUGAUGUCAGGGUGGACUAAGCCACCCACCUCCAAUUUGUACAACAGUAUUGGUACAUAGGGCUACACUCAUUACUGUUCAAGUGUUCUAUGUUAACAGUUGUGUUUAAUUUCUAAAGAUUAAAAAAAAGCAAAAAAAUGGUGCUAAACUUUCACCCCUGAGCACGCUCAGUGAGACUGGUCAUGCAAGCAUUUACAGUGCCAUGCUCUUCAAGCCUAAUUUUUCUUGUAGAAAUGUUGCCCUAUUUGUCUUCCCCAAUGUGUAAUAUGUUUUUAAUUUUAUUUUAUUGAGGGUGGGGUACCUGCCAUUUAGGAAAAUGAACAGAAAAAUUUUAAACCCAGAAAAUGGGAAGAAAAAAAAAAAAUCAGUGCACAAGAAUUGGGCUGCAGAAGCCCAGUCCCACCCUGAAGUGGUUCUGGAGUGAAGAAGCCUUACCCCCCGCCCGGCCCCUCGUGCUCCCGCCCUGGGCCAGCAGUGGACACGCUCGAGUUCCUCUUGCCCUGCCAAGGGGACUCGGGAGUCGACCAAGGAAAACUACUUGGCCCUGUAAGGAAUGGCACUGUCAGCACAGUCCGCCCUACAUGGGCCCAGUCAGGAAGUGGUCUGGGCGUGUGUAGCCAUGGUCACCUCCUGAAGCUGGGUGGCAGGUGGCUCUCAGGAAAAAUACCAGGUCUGGAUCAUCCAUGUGGCAGCUUUGCAUAGGGAGACAACAGCUCUGAACUGGAAGUGAGCUGCCUCCCACACGGGUGACCAAAGCAGUGAAGAGGGUGGCCGGUACCUGUGGUGUGAGUGGCAGGUUUAAAGAGAAGGAAUGUUUUCUGCUUGGCGUUUCCUUUGUCCCUGGGCUGCUCGAGCCGAACGGUAGGUGACCACUGUUUUCAAGGAACCAGCCCUGGCUGGUUUGAUUCGGAGUUUGUUCCAUCCCUAGCUGUGAGUGCCUUUUGGUCUGGAAAGUUGGCUUGUCUCAUAAUACCCACAGCUAGGACAUUCUCUCUGUAAUUAUGAAUUGUCCUGUUUUACAUUGAUUAAAAGAGAAUGUCUUUGAUCACUAGAAUUUGUCAGUUUUGGAUUGUUUCCACCGUGAGGUUCUUAAAACUUUUUUGCUUCAUAAUGUUAAAGGAACUCAUGUUAAGAGACCCUUUCAAAAUGAAAGGUUUGUAGUUGAGACAUUACAUAUAUUUUAUUGUUUAUAAUAAAAGUCACCUAUACAAAAGUCCUGGGUGUUAAUUUUAAUAUUUGCACAAGAUGUGUUUUCCAUGAUAUGUUAACUCCUACAAUUUCACUAACUGUCAAUGUUAUUUUCUAUCGAUAUUCUGGAGCUUAGGGAGCUAUGUGUUCUUUCUGUUCAUUUUCAUUCUUAUUUCCCUGAAGCAAGAGACUUUGUAUGGCCUUCAGUGCAAAGACUUCAGACCAAUUCUUUGUAUUACACUUGGUUGCCUCUUGGCUAUAUAACUUCUGAGUGCAAAUCAUUGAACUCUUUAACGAAGUAUUGUAGAGAAUAAAUCAUAAUGGGUAAAAAUUG
This is a messenger RNA of Manis javanica (Malayan pangolin), 4742 nucleotides long. The record is from RefSeq and is a predicted model, not a curated record. Lineage: Eukaryota; Metazoa; Chordata; Mammalia; Pholidota; Manidae.